AGCUGUCACUAGAUGAUGCAUGCAACAGGAACACAUAAAAGGGGACAGAAACUUGGGAAGUCCUUCGGCUAAGGGAAGACAAACUGCACUGAGGUUUAUCUCCAUGGAGAAAUCCAUGGACAAGCUAAGCAGCGAGAACAAGCGGACAGCUUCUGGAGCACCUCAGGCUGAGAAGGUCAGUCCUGCUCCCACCGCAGGGGCUGCAGGAAUGAGCGGAGCAGGACCCCAUGCAGAAAAUGCUGCUGAUGUGGAGAGACUGGCAUUCACUGAGGGACAUUCCAAAGAAACAGAGAGCUCUCCAGGCACAGAGCUAGACAGUCCUGAUGCCUUGAAAACAGCGUUUUCAGGAGACGGUCUGAACUCAGCAUCUCUUGCUAUGGUAACAAACCCGAGCUCUCCUGAGGUAUGCAGUUCUGAAAGGGACGACCAGCCUUCACCCACAUCAUCUGUCGCAGACAUGGACUGCCUGGUCUGCUUCAACAAGUACAGCAUUUAUCGGGUCCCAAAGCUCCUGGGCUGUCAGCAUGCUUUCUGUGCGGUCUGCCUGAAGCUCAUCCUCAGGAAAGAGGAGAAUACCUGGAUAAUCACCUGCCCCCUGUGCAGAAAAAACACGUUUGUGUCAGGAGGACUUAUCCGCACGCUCCCAAACAAAGAAGAGAUCAUGGACCUCUUGGAGCACCCCGACUCAUGUCAUGAGGUACACGUCUCCAGCAUCGGGCUGGAUAGCAGCAGCUGGGCUCAGAGCAGCCAGGACAUUGUAAACAGAGACCAAACGAUCCCAGCAGACAACAGACUGGCUGUGCAGAGACUUGUGCUGCUCCUGCUGCUUUUGGUGAUUCUCACCAUCCUCAUCCUCCCGUUCAUAUACUCCGGGAUGAUAAAAUGGGUCAUUUGUAUCAUGCUGACUUUGGGGUUGGUCAUGUCUAUGGUGCUUUGCUGCACUCCUAAAUUUUACUGGCGCUGCAAUGGAAGCUCACUCAGGUCGUGCCACAAGGAGACCCACAUUGCUGCUAUUGCCUGAAACAAUUUGAGAUACCUGGAGAUAAUGCCUCGUUCCCCUUGCACAGCUCAGUGUCAGCAGCACGAGUCAGUUACUGGACUUUGAAAGCAAACACAUCAUAAAUUCAAAGCGUCUGACAUAGCCCUAAGGCUGAAUGGCUAUGCAGAUUGCUGCUUUAAUAUUACCGAAAACAUAGAAAAACAUUUGUAUUCUGAUAUUUGUAAGAGAAAAUUGUAAGCCUUCCUCACAGCUUUUAUCCCAGAUGAAUAAUUAUUUUGUUUUGCUUUGGUCAUUUUGUUCUUGUUGGUGUCAUCUCUGGAUUACUGCUGCAGAACAUUAUCUGAAACAUCUGACACUGAAAAUUUGUCCCCGUUGCUGUGUUUUCCUGCUCUCUUAACAUACCCACACCUUUUCUUGUGAUAAUGUGGGGAAUUAGCCUGAUAAUCUGGGACUGGACAACCAGCCUCAACGGAAGAGGGUGAUUUUAACCCAGUUUAUCACCUUAAUCUGUAUCAUGGACCAAAAGGUUGUUGUCAGCGGUGGGAAGGUAGGGCUGGGAGAAGGCAGCCACCUUAAGUUGCCACCUUAAGUUGCACGCAAAACUAGAGAGGAAGAGGCAAAAUCAACACUUCUAAUCUUGAGUCCACAACUUACAAAGGGCAAGGCUCUGAAAAGCUCAUGACAUUCCAAGCUCUCUGUGUUAUUUAGCACAGAAAUGGUUCCUCUCAGCUGCACUCCUCUAUCUGGCUUCCUGUAGCACCUCUCCUCUUGCUCUCUUUACAUUAAGUGUGACAUUGCCCUUGGAGAUGCCCACAACUCUCCCUGUAGAGAUCAAAAUAAAUCUACCAAUGGUUAUCCUAUGCCAAAUCUGAUAUAUUUUUUUUUAUAUAUGGAAUAUAUCCAUUAAAGUUUAAUAAUGCUAAA
Molecule: messenger RNA, 1924 nt
Organism: Centrocercus urophasianus (Greater sage-grouse)
Lineage: Eukaryota; Metazoa; Chordata; Aves; Galliformes; Phasianidae
Gene: RNF186
Product: ring finger protein 186
Exons: 1
Coding region: 20-1021 (333 amino acids)
Biological process (GO): protein ubiquitination
Molecular function (GO): ubiquitin protein ligase activity
Source: RefSeq, a predicted model, not a curated record